GCGCAGGCGCGGCCCUUCCCGGCGUGCUCAGCGCCGGCUGAUGGCGGCGGCGGCGCUCGGGCGGUUUUAAAUUGAAGAGAAAAUGUCACUUUACGAUGACUUGGGGGUUGAGACCAGCGAUUCCAAAACAGAAGGCUGGUCCAAGAAUUUCAAACUGCUGCAGUCUCAGUUGCAGGUGAAGAAAGCAGCUCUCACACAAGCAAAGAGUCAGAGAACAAAACAAACCACAGUCCUUGCUCCAGUGAUUGACCUAAAACGAGGCAGCUCCUCUGAUGAGAGACAGAUAGUGGACACACCCCCUCAUGUGGCAGCUGGGCUAAAGGAUCCUGUCCCUAGUGGUUUUUCUGCAGGAGAUGUGUUGAUUCCCCUGGCAGAUGAGUAUGAUCCCAUGUUCCCAAAUGACUACGAGAAGGUGGUGAAACGUCAGAGAGAGGAACGGCAGCGGCAACGGGAGCUGGAGAGGCAAAAGGAGAUUGAGGAGAGAGAAAAAAGGCGUAAAGACAGACAUGAAGCCAGCGGGUUUUCGAGACGACCAGAUCCAGAUUCAGAUGAGGAUGAAGAUUAUGAAAGGGAGAGACGGAAAAGAAGUAUGGGAGGAGCUGCUAUUGCACCACCCACUUCUCUGGUUGAGAAGGACAAAGAACCUGUAGCAUCAUUCCCAUAUGAGGAGGAGUCAAGACCUCGGGCACCUUCUUCCAAAGCAGCAAUUCCUCCUCCAGUGUAUGAUGAGCCAGAGAGACCUCGUUCCCCCACUGGACCCAGCAACUCCUUCCUUGCCAACAUGGGGGGGACAGUAGCUCACAAAAUCAUGCAGAAGUAUGGUUUCAGAGAGGGCCAGGGGCUGGGCAAACAUGAACAGGGGCUCAGCACAGCACUGUCAGUAGAGAAAACAAGCAAGAGGGGUGGCAAGAUCAUUGUUGGUGAAUCUACAGAGAAAGAAACAGGCAAGAAGGCAGAUUCCAACCCCUUGACUGAGAUACUGAAAUGCCCAACUAAAGUGGUCUUACUGAGGAACAUGGUUGGUGCUGGGGAGGUCGAUGAAGACCUUGAAGUUGAAACUAAGGAGGAAUGUGAGAAAUAUGGCAAAGUUGGGAAAUGUGUCAUCUUUGAGAUCCCUGGAGCCCCUGAUGAUGAAGCUGUAAGAAUAUUUUUAGAGUUUGAACGGGUUGAAUCUGCCAUCAAAGCUGUUGUGGAUCUGAAUGGAAGAUAUUUUGGAGGCAGAGUGGUGAAGGCUUGUUUCUACAACCUGGACAAGUUCAGAGUGCUGGAUCUGGCAGAACAAGUUUGAUUUUAAAAAUCUAGCUCGAGGUGUCAUUGUUUUGGCAAUCACGUUUUCAGCAGUAGGCUGGGAAUAAAGAAGAGAAAAGCAGCUUUCCUAGCAGACUGGAAAUGAGCCUCAUUGAAUGGAUUUUACACAUUCAUUGUGACUUAUGUUUUUUUGUAAUAUAAAGCCCUUUGAAAGUAAUAUUCACGUCUGUGUGGUUUUGAAUUGCACAUUUCUGCUUUCUGCUCUGGGGAUCCUGGUGUUUUUGAGCUUUCAGAUGACUUUGCUCUGUUGAAAGCCCACUGCUGAGGAGAUGCUUUGUCUGUGUUCUGCUUUCUUUGCUCUGGUGCUUCAUCAUGGAGUCCCUGUGCUGGAUCCACAAUAAGUGUGAAGCUUUGGACAAGGACUUGUGCUGUGAUCUUCUCCUCCCUGAUGGUCUUUCCUAGAGUUAGAGCUUUGCUCUCCUGAGUCCUCAUCUCUGCACAUCAGUGAUUUGGGUCGUUGGACAGUUGCAGCUGGUUUGUUCUCCUGACUCCAGGACAAAGCUUCCAUGCCAGAAUGGAGACUGAAGUAACAAGGAUUGAGUCUGUCUUCACAGAUCAAAAGAACAUCCAUGUCUAAUCCAGGGAAAUGGAAAGAGGAGGGAAUUUAAUGGACUCUUAGCAGGAACUCUGUGCUGUUGAGCAGCCUGUGCUGGGAAUUUCCAGGGAUAACUGAUUUCAGGUCUUUAGGUAGGGAGAAGGGAAACUCCUUCCUGGAUCUGGCCAGCUGUCAGAAUCUCACUUCUCUAACUCACAUAUAGGCAAGUGAAUUUGUUUAAUUAUAUCAAACCUGGCAUGUGCUCUUUCUGUUUAUAUUUCUGUAUUUGAGGUUAAAUACCAUUGGGGUUAGGCUUUCUUUUCCUUUUGGGAAGGAGUGCCUGUGGAAGUUUUCAUAGUAGGAGGCCAUGGAGGGAAGUUCUCAUGAAAAUCUGAAGAGUUGACAAACUAAACUACUAGACACUACUACUCUUAUUUCUAACUUGAUGUAAAAUAGUACACAGCUCUCUGCUCGUGGUUUUAUGUUUUGUUUGGGAACACUAUGUGACAAACAGUUGGCAAGAGGUGACUCUACAAUGGUGGCAGUUGUCCUUGUGCCCCAUUGCACCCAGAAUUGUGCAGACACUGAAGUAGCUGUGAGCUCUGAGGGCAUUUUAGCUGUUUGAAAGCUGAUGCUGGAUGUCUUCUUCCUGUUACACACAUGGACUGGGGGGAGGGGGGACAGACUGUAGUUCAACGCUGUGAAUAUCUUCAGUUCUUGCUCUUCUGUUGAGUUUUAGCUGCAGAUUUCUAUGACAAACUCUUGGGUUCUUGUGUUUUGCUUAUUUUGUCUGCUUGUAUUCCACCAACAUCUGUACAAACAUUUGCUUGUAAAACAAUUUUUUAAAAAAACUGGUAUUUUA
Molecule: messenger RNA, 2705 nt
Organism: Oenanthe melanoleuca
Lineage: Eukaryota; Metazoa; Chordata; Aves; Passeriformes; Muscicapidae
Gene: RBM17
Product: RNA binding motif protein 17
Exons: 12
Coding region: 83-1288 (401 amino acids)
Biological process (GO): alternative mRNA splicing, via spliceosome; mRNA cis splicing, via spliceosome
Cellular component (GO): precatalytic spliceosome
Molecular function (GO): RNA binding
Source: RefSeq, a predicted model, not a curated record